Saccharomyces eubayanus is the source of this 1623-nucleotide messenger RNA. RefSeq names its product chitinase (gene CTS1). Gene Ontology annotation, cellular component: extracellular region. Gene Ontology annotation, biological process: chitin catabolic process; carbohydrate metabolic process. The coding region runs from base 1 to 1623 and encodes 540 amino acids. The record is from RefSeq and is a predicted model, not a curated record. Gene Ontology annotation, molecular function: chitinase activity; chitin binding. Lineage: Eukaryota; Fungi; Ascomycota; Saccharomycetes; Saccharomycetales; Saccharomycetaceae. The transcript has a single exon.
AUGUCACUCUUUUAUACCAUCCUUCUAUUUACACAAUUUUUAGUGUCUUCAACUAAUGCUUUUGAUGGCUCCGCUAAUACUAAUAUUGCUGUUUACUGGGGCCAAAAUUCAGCAGGCACACAAGAAUCCUUAGCUACUUACUGUCAAUCUUCUGAUGCUGAUAUUUUCCUAUUGUCCUUCUUAAACCAGUUUCCAACACUUGGUUUGAACUUUGCCAACGCAUGCUCUGAUACAUUUUCCGAUGGCUUGCUUCACUGUACUCAAAUUGCCAAAGAUAUCGAAACCUGUCAAUCCCUUGGCAAGAAAGUUCUUUUAUCAUUAGGUGGUGCGUCUGGUAGUUAUUUAUUUUCGGAUGAUUCCCAAGCAGAAGAUUUCGCUCAGACUUUAUGGGAUACUUUUGGCGAAGGUACUGGUKCUAGUGAACGUCCAUUUGACUCUGCCGUUGUUGACGGUUUUGAUUUUGACAUUGAAAACAACAACAAUGUUGGAUACAGUGCUUUAGCUACCAAAUUAAGAACUUUAUUUGCCAAAGGUACUAAGCAGUACUACCUUUCUGCUGCUCCUCAAUGUCCAUAUCCAGAUGCUUCAGUUGGUGACCUGCUAGAGAAUGCCGACAUUGAUUUCGCGUUCAUCCAAUUCUAUAAUAACUACUGUAAUGUCAACGGUCAGUUUAAUUGGGACACCUGGUUAACCUAUGCUCAAACUGUAUCCCCAAAUAAGAACAUAAAGCUGUUCUUGGGCUUACCUGGUUCUUCUUCAGCCGCAGGAUCUGGAUAUAUCUCUGAUACCUCCUUAUUGGAAUCCACCAUUGCCGAAAUCUCAUCUUCAAGUGCAUUCGGUGGUAUUGCAUUAUGGGAUGCAUCUCAAGCUUUUACAAAUCAACUAAAUGGUGAGCCAUAUGUCCAAGUUCUCAAGGAACUGUUGGCAGAUGCUGACUCAACCCCGACCUCUUCUACUACCACUACCUUAAAAUCCACAACUACUUCAAAAUCCACGACUACUUUAAGUUCAACAACUUCUACCUCUCAAAAAAAGACCACCCAAAUUACCACUACCACACAAAGUAAGACUAAAGUAACGCUAUCUCCAACCACUACUAGUACUAUAGAAACUCCAACUACCAGCAGUACAGAGAUAACAUCAUCCACCAUGACAGAGACUACUUCCACGACCACUACGUCAAAGAAUACUCCCGCUAUCACCACAACAAAGAGUCCUUUCACUACUGCUACCACCACUAGCGUAAAAACUACUCUGUCUACUCCAACGACUACCACAAGCACACUUUCUCCAACUACAAGUACACUUUCUCCAACUACAAGUACACUUUCUCCAACUACAAGUACACUCUCUCCAACAACCACAGGCUCAAGCUCAGACAGUGCGGCUCGUACAACCGCUAAACAGUUAAAUGCUCAAUAUGCCGCCGGUCAAUUGAAUGGUAAAUCUACGUGUACUGAGGGCGAGAUUGCAUGCUCUGCUGAUGGAGAGUACGCUGUUUGUGACCACAGCGCCUGGGUUUAUAUGGAAUGUGCUUCAGGAACUACGUGUUAUGCUUUUGACUCAGGUGACUCAGUGUACACGCAAUGUAAUUUCUCCUAUUUGGAAAGUAACUACUUCUAA